AUGGCACAAGGAACUUCUCAGCAGCAAAGUGUUAACGAAAAAAGUUACAUCUUAGAUGCGAGGAAAAAUUUCGAAGACGAAGAUGAAGAAGAGAACUCAGGAAAAUUUACAAGUCUUCCACUGGCAAGUUUCAAUUUCAUUAAUUCUAUUAUUGGCAGCGGAGUCAUUGGAAUUCCAUAUGCAUUGCAUCUAUCAGGAUUUGGUUUAGGAAUUUUACUGCUAAUUAUUGUAGCAGUUCUGACUGAUUAUUCUCUAAUUUUAAUGGUCAGAAGUGGUCAUCUUUGUGGAGAAAUGAGCUAUCAAGGAUUAAUGAGAGCAAGUUUUGGACGGCCUGGAUUUUAUAUCUUAACUGCUCUACAAUUUAUUUACCCAUUUAUAGCAAUGAUUUCUUACAAUAUUGUUGUCGGAGACACUGUAACAAAGGUAAUAAUAAGAGUUACUGGAAUUGCUGAGAGUAAUAUAUUUGCACAAAGAGAAGUUGUAAUAUUAUUAGCAACUUUAUUGAUAACAAUACCACUGUGUCUCUAUAGAAAUGUAGCGCGACUAGCUAAAAUUUCAUUUCUCUCUCUUGUAUGUGUUGCUUUUAUUCUAUUGGCAAUUUUUAUUCGAAUGGGUACCAUGUCAUCUCUCGUACCGGAUAGAACAGACAGCUGGGAAUUUGCAAAUUUAAGAGGAAUAUUACCAUCAAUUGGAAUAAUGGCAUUUGCAUUUAUGUGUCAUCAUAAUACAUUCCUUAUUUACGAAUCAAUAGAACGAGCUACCCAACAGAAGUGGGACGUCGUCACACACUGGUCUUUAUUUACAUCUUUUAUCAUUGCUUCAGCGUUUGGAAUUGCGGGAUAUGUCACAUUUACGAGCUAUGUUCAAGGAGAUCUUAUGGAAAAUUAUUGUUGGAAUGAUGACCUUAUGAACUUAUCACGAGUUAUGUUUAGCGGAACAAUUUUACUCACAUUUCCUAUAGAAUGCUUCGUAACUCGUGAAGUCAUCUUGACGGCUAUAAAGGGCACUACUGAAACAGAGAAUCAUGAUGUAUACAUUGCUGGCUCAGAUCGACGUUACCUUAUAAUAACAAUGGGAAUAGUAACUUUAGCUUAUUUAAUAUCAAUGUCUGAAGAUUGUCUUGGAGUUGUACUUGAACUCAACGGAAUUCUUGCAGCAGUACCAUUAGCUUAUAUACUACCGGCCUUGUGUUACUUAAGACUUGAAGAAGGCCCACUACUGUCUUCUAAAAAAAUACCUGCUAUUGGAUUACUUAUAGCAGGUACUUUUACUGCUAUUGCAGGUUUAUACCUUCUAAUUUUCCACAACAAUUCAGCUGAUUCCUGUAAACAUGGUCAAAUAAUGCCAUAUUGUCUUACUAAUACGACUACUACAAAUGUUUCGACUACUAUGAUUAAUAUAUUAGAAACGUCUUCCGUAGCACCAAAUUUAACAACAAUAAUGACGAAUUUAGUAACGUUAUCCUAA
Cotesia congregata is the source of this 1467-nucleotide messenger RNA. Lineage: Eukaryota; Metazoa; Arthropoda; Insecta; Hymenoptera; Braconidae. The record is from the annotation of a GenBank genome assembly.